Messenger RNA from Hydractinia symbiolongicarpus, 2133 nucleotides. RefSeq names its product cilia- and flagella-associated protein 300-like. The transcript has 2 exons. Bases 62 to 895 code for a protein of 277 amino acids. The record is from RefSeq and is a predicted model, not a curated record. NCBI's taxonomy places the organism in Eukaryota, Metazoa, Cnidaria, Hydrozoa, Anthoathecata, Hydractiniidae.
CGGCCACCCAAGUAACCCGUACAAUGUUAGGCGCGAGUGCAUAUAAAUAUUUAUUCAACGAAUGGCCACAUCUUUGGAUUUUGCUGGAUUUUAUAUCACCACGAAAGUUUCGUACGAACAUAAAGUUGCCAUGACUGAGGUGCAUGCGUUCCAGCACAAAGUGAAAGAGUUUUCAUCUUUUUCUGCUAAAUCCAGACAGGAAUAUUUUAAAAAAUGGGGAAUGUUGCAAAUGAGUGUACAAAUGUACUCCUACAAUCUGUACUUUGAUAUCAAUGAAAAAGAUCGAUUUGUUGAGGCAUUUUUCAAAGAUGGAAAUGUUCAACAAACAUUAAAAACCUUUGUGAAACAAAGAUCUGUUCUGUUUGGAAACAUGCAAUUCAAAGAUAUUUUUGUUGAGAUUUUGCCGACAAACGUUACAAGCAUGAAUUUCUUUGAUGUUAUUUAUAAUAAAAAGCUUGUUUAUGAGAGUGGAUCAAUUAAAAAAUGUUUCGAUGAAAUGAUUGACGAUAUUCUUGUAUCAGAUGAAUUAAGGAAAAUGAUUCUCACUGAUGACUCUGAAUAUUAUGGUAUAUUUCAACAAAAAGAUCGCAAGGAAUUUAUUUUUCAAGUUUUCCAACAUUUAGUGAUCGGUGGAUACUGUUGUCAGUAUGAAGAUAAUAUUAAUCCUUAUAUUGAAACAACAAAAUACAUAUACAAAGAUUUACUCCAUGUAAAUAAAGAUGUUAACACAAAGAAUUUAGUAAUAGGUUCCAUUGUUUUAAAAGUAAAACUACUUCGUGACGAAAGAAAUCAAGUGUUUCCUGGAACCUCAAAUCACAUGCAAAAUUUUUGUUACCUGAUUAUCAAUCCAGAAAAAAGAAAUGUCAUUGUUUGGCACCACAUGUGGGAUGUUUGAAUAAUAUUAAAUAUUUCUUAUCAGAUAUGUUAGAUGAGACAACCUGAGUCAGCAUUUUGUUAUGUCUUAUAUAUAGUUGAUUUAUUUCUCUUUAGGUUUAUCAAAAAGUUUUUUCAUUGAUCAGUCAUAAUAGGGUUUGUUAUUAUCUCUGUGUUGUUGGAUCAGUGACCUUUAGUACUAUUUUGUAGUAGUCGCCAAUCCAUGCCACAUGUAACAUAAGUUCUUGCAAAUUUUAUUUGUAAUCUUUUGAUAACACGUUUUUGUUGUAUUUACAUCUUAUUUUACAAAAUAUAUAUAAAAAACUUCGUUUAAUAAUUAAUGAGGAGUAAAAAGUGAUACGCUUUGCAGCAGAUGAUGUUGGAAUUUUCAACUACUUUUAUAAUAAAGAAGUUUUUUGUUCUCCAUUCUGUUCCUGUAAGCAACAUAUGAAGUUUUUUUCUAUUGUGUCCCUUGUUAUGUUUUUCGUUUUACCUAAAUUAUAUUCUUUUUUUAAAUUCAGCGUUUUUUUUUCAAGAAAUAUGUAUCAUAUCUUUCUAGCCUUCUUUUGUUAUUAGAUGAAUUAGGUGUAUAUAUAUGUGCAAAAUAAAUUAUUCUGGUUUUACUUCUGUUAGUUGUUGAUUGAAAAGAUUAUUACUUAUUUUUGGCUUUAUUUCUGGUUUUAUAAUGUAAUUUUUCAUAACUUGGGGUAGUGUGUGUUGCUCACUUUAAUUGUCACCUCCUCUUUAUUUACACUUUUUAAUUAUUUUUUUGCCUAAAAAUGACUAAAAAAAUUUUUUUUAACCGACUGACUUUACUUUUUUUGGUAACUCUGGUUAUAGCAAACAAAUAAUUACUUAAUGACAGCCAAUCUCAAUCAAACCGUACACUAAGGUAUCUAAAACAAAACAAAUUUGGAAUGUUUUAUUUUUUUUUGAGAGAACUCUCAUUCUCAACUAUAUUUUUUAAAUGGAAAGAUUUAUUCUUAAAAAUAUGUAAAACAAUUUUAGUAGGGUUUGUUUGUGGAUUCCUUACCAAAACUUAUGCAACGUAAACAGUUUUUCAUUAAUUAAGUUGCUAACCAAAUUACUUUAGCUGGAAUGUGUAACAAUGGAUUUGCCACUUAAUGUGUUUUUAAUUUCUGUAUACUGUUUUGUGGCAAUUUUACUUGUAAUUACAAACUCUUGUAAUGUUACAUCACUUAAGUAUCAUUAGCCAUGUAAUUAUUUUUAGGAACACAAAACAAUGCUGUUAAAAACUUA